UCCCAUUUUGAGCCCCGCUGAGAGGUAGCUGCUCUCUGGGCUGGGUUGUUCUUUACCUCGUGCUUCGGGUGACUCCUUGCACUGUCCUGCUCCGGCGGAGGGCUUUCGAACUCUGGAAACGUUUUUCUUAAAUGCACUCAGUCCUCUUUGCAAAAGCCCUCCCUGCCCUGCUGAGAAAGCGCGGCGACUCUCAUCACCCAAGCCCGGGAUGCUGUUACUGCAAGACCGCCAAAACCUGUUCUGAGAACGAGUGUGCUGACCUAGGGACCCCCGGGAAUUGGAGUUGUCAAGAUAAUACGGAUCCUUCAGCUGAUUCUAAGCAAGUCAGUAUGUCCUGUUGAGCCAACACUGCCUUUUCUGAGGGUAUGGUUUUUCUUAUGGAAGAAUAGUCCGUUAUUUCAUGAUGGCAUUUGCACCUCCAAAAAGCAUAGAUGGUCCCAAAAUGCAGACAAAGAUGAGUACCUGGACACCUCUAAACCAUCAGCUUUUGAAUGACCGGGUAUUUGAAGAAAGAAGAGCUCUGCUUGGAAAAUGGUUUGAUAAAUGGACAGACUCUCAACGGAGAAGAAUCUUGACAGGCCUGUUAGAACGUUGCUCCCUGUCACAGCAAAAGUUCUGCUGUCGAAAACUUCAAGAAAAAAUUCCAGCAGAAGCUCUGGAUUUUACUACCAAGCUUCCAAGGGUGUUAUCUUUAUACAUCUUUUCUUUCCUGGACCCCCGAAGCCUUUGUCGUUGUGCACAGGUGAGCUGGCACUGGAAGAAUUUAACUGAGCUGGAUCAGCUCUGGAUGCUCAAAUGUUUACGAUUUAACUGGUACAUCAAUUUCUCUCCAACUCCCUUUGAGCAGGGUAUAUGGAAGAAGCACUACAUUCAAAUGGUAAAAGAACUUCAUGUUACCAAGCCUAAGACACCUCCAAAAGAUGGGUUUGCUGUUGCCAACGUUCAACCAGUUACAAGCAGUUCUGCAGAGGAAAAGCAGUCCCCUGCAUCAGCUUUCAGGUCCUCUUCCUCUUUGAGAAAGAAAACCCACCCAGGGGAGAAAGAACUCCCACCCUGGAGAUCUUCUGACAAGCAUCCAACUGAUAUCAUUCGCUUUAAUUACCUGGACAACUGUGACCCCAUUGAGCAAAUCUGGCAAGGAAGGAGGAAAAGACAUGAAAUGAACCCAGAUUUCAGUCGACAAUCACAUGAUAAGAAAAAUAAAUUGCAGGGCAGAUCUAAGCUAAGGAAAGCACAGUCACUGAUAUCCCUAAAUGCAGAACCCAGCGCCCCUCUCCAAGUUCCCGCUCAUCUCGCCUGGUCUCCUCAUCGGUGGGCCGGGCUCCCGGCCACCAAAGCAGCCACGAAAAUCCUCACGCAACAUCUUCAGAGGCCCUCUGGGCUUCAGGCAUUACCCAGCCAGGCUCCAGAUCCGAAGUCAAUUUAAAAAUGUGAAAGGAUUUUGAUAGAAAUGACAAGGUGCUCUACACAUUGGAGAGUUGGAUGUUACUUGGGUCCUCUCUUAGAAACUUUCAGCUUAGGUACCUACUUGGGACAGGGAGUUCUACAGUAUUUCAGUCAAAGGUAUUCAUGGCCUAAGUGCUGACGUAGUUACAAACUUAGAUACAAAUAUGAGGCUAGAUACCAUGGGGUUGAUAAAGGGACACGGGAUAGCAACAGUGGUAAUAUUGGGUGUGUGGGGCAGGGUCCCAGAAAGAUGCAGACAGCACACUCCCAAGGCUACUUGAGCAGUUUAAUGAUGGGGCUGUUUACCAUGGUGUCUCUUUGGCUAGAGCUGCCAUCACAAAGUACCACUGUUCCAGCAGCCAUAAGAAAAAUACCAGAGAUGGGUGGCUUUUAAACAACAGGCAUUUAUUUUCUCACAGUUCUGGUGGCUGGGAACUCUAAGAUCAAGAUGUUGGCAGGG
Molecule: messenger RNA, 1906 nt
Organism: Leptonychotes weddellii (Weddell seal)
Lineage: Eukaryota; Metazoa; Chordata; Mammalia; Carnivora; Phocidae
Gene: FBXO16
Product: F-box protein 16
Molecular function (GO): protein binding
Source: RefSeq, a predicted model, not a curated record